AUGUACGCCAAAGGGGGGAACGCGCAAAACGGGCCCAACGGCCCGAACGACGAAAAUUACCGAAAUGACGAAAACUGCGAAAAUAAUAAAAUGAACAUGAACAACUACAAAAAUAUUAUGCACAAUCAGAAGAAAAAAAAACUGGGUCUGAUGGACAUGGAUUAUUUAGACAAGGCCGUGAAUUUUAGCAAGGCAGAGAAGAAAGGCAACAACUGCGUGGCGGGGGAGGAUCAGGCUAGAAGUGAAAGUGACGUGGAGGAGGAAGAGGAAGACGACGAUACUGAUGACGAUGAUGAAGACUACCAAAUUGGCGAUGACGAGGAGGAAGACGAUGAGGACGAUGAUGAACUGGAUGAUGACUACGAGGAGGAAGAGUUCGAUGAGGAACUAAGACAAAUCAACUUCAACUCAUACAACAAUUAUUAUUACGAGGCAGCCAACCCAGAGGAGGGAGAAAAUAAUUUGCAGAUGGAUCACCAGAGGGGGAAUGAAAAUGAGGAAGUGACAACUGAUAGGAAGAACGAGCUGAUGUUUGAGCGGUACAAUAAGUUGCUGGCAAAUUACCGAUCCAGGAAGGAGCAAAUGAGGGAGGAGUAUUCGAAUGGAAACGUCAUUCAAAAAGAUGGGGAGGAAGUCGAAGAGGGGGCCUCCUGCUACAGCUGCAACAGUAACAACGAUGAAGCGACCAAAGCAGGCACAUGUGAACCAAGUGAAACCUUGAACAAUAGAAAUACUGAUGAGGGCAACCCGAACAGUGAGUAUUACCUGACGGGAGACACCUCCUACCUGAGGGAAGAAAGCGGCAACUUCAUCUCCGAUGUACUAAACCGAAUAGACCAAAUAUACAACAAACAGUCUAGGUACACAAAUUUAAAAAAUGUGAACAACACCAACAACAGCAUCUGCAUAAAUGACUUGAACUUAAACCUCAUAAGUGAUUACCUAAAUGUAGACAUAUCCGUUUUUCACAAAAAAACUACCGUCCUUCUGUUGGGCAAUCCCCAGAGUGGAAAGAGCUCCUUCAUUAAUUGGUUCACCGAAAGUUACGUCCAGAACACCAAUUCGAUCGCCAAAAAAAACGAAAUUACCUACGUAGAUAUAAAAAAUAAAUUUAAGUUCAAUUUUAAGAGGCUAAAUAAUGCCAACUACCAGUUUGGCCUUAUCAACAGGCACAGAAAUAGGGGUGGAUCUUAUGGCUCUUCCCACUACAGUAGGGAAAGACACCCUCCCCACAUGAACAAUGAUCAUAUGGGUGACCCCAACGAGGAGGAACUCCCCCCUAUUGGAAGUACAAUACCCAACAUGGAUACGCACAACGAAAGCAAGAAAGUAAUCCUGUCAGGAGAAAACUGCGAUUAUCUAUUCAUGCCAUUUCAGAAACUACGAAAGAAGGCACACAAUGUUAAGAAGUACAUUUUUGGAAAAAUCUGCUACCAGAAUAAUCUAACCAAAUACAUGAACAGAAUCAAUUCUGUAUCUUUUUUAGAUACCAGUGGGAUCAAUGAUAUAUGUGAUUUGGAGUACGAUGAAAUUAUCAUGAAUCUGUCCAAAUACGUAGAUGCAAUUUUUCUAUUUAUUGAUUCUAAUCAGUUUUCUAUAAACAAUAGGUUGCUUAGAAUUAUUAACUACCUGAUGGAUAAUCAGUUGAACAAAGUUACCAUUUGUCUCACCAGGAUUGAUCGGAUUCAAAAGGUUAACCUGUAUAGAGUGGUUUUCUAUCUCACUCAGUAUUUUCUAAGAAGCUUGAAUUUGUUUAGGUACAGCUUUGCCAAUCCAAGCGGGGUGGCUUCCCUGGCCGAUGGGGAGCAAAUCGAGCCCUACGUGAAUCACCACAGCCAACUGGAUUGGCGGAACCCGCUGAGCAAAAAAGCCCACAUAAUAAACGAGUUCUUCAAUCGAUCCAUUCGGUCCUUCCAGAACGUCCUGCUCUUCCCCAAAAUGAUCACCAGAAUGAUUACCCGAAGAGCUACUCAACGGGGGAGUUUACGUGGCGACAUGGACGAUGUAGGGCAAUUCUACGGAAAGGAAAAAAGAUGCUACAACCAAGGGGGACGCAGCUAUGGUGGGGGAGACCACUACUUCGGUGAAGAGGAACCCUACCAGGAGGAUCGCCAAUUUUCCUACACGGACGACCAGAACAACUUCCCAAUGCAACACAGAAAAGGCGAACGCGUGCAGGAGAAAACUACCGGCGAAGAAGAGACAGGAGGAAUUUUCAAAAAAAUUCUGACCAAAAGUUACAACUCCUUUAAGGAUAAAAUACUGAGCUCGGGAAAUGCCUCCAAGGGGGGCAUCGGUCGAUUAAACUCGACGCUAAAGGGGGAGCAAGCUCCGAUGGGCUACCCCUCUGAGGGGCACUGUCCUACCAAAUACACCCCUCCGUCCAAGUCAAACGAAAGGAAGCUUAAAACACACCUGGACAAGCUGUUCGAAAAAAAAAUAAACUACGGAGAUUGCCUGAAAAACAUGAGCAUAUUCUUUGUUGUCCUCAUGUAUGAAGUAGUAACAACCAUCUACAGCAUAAUCCAUACGAGUAUAAGCAACUACAUUAAGAGGACGAGUGGUGGUCGUGGAAGAGCCAUUAACGUCGACAAGCUCCACCAACUAGAUGAAGCAAACAAAUUAAAAUACAAUCAUAUGAACGACAGAGAAAACAACACGUAUAAGGUACUCGAGUUUCUAACCAUUUAUCUUCCCGAAAUUCCAAGCGACCUACUUAAAAGGGAAAAGUGGAAAUAUGAAAAGGGGAGAGUCGAAGGAGCUAAUAGAAAAUACAAUCAUGAAAGAAGAAACAGAUUUAGCUGUAACAUUCAAUAUGAGCAUGAUGAGCAGGAGGACCACAUGGACAGUAGACAUGCCAAUUCAAGGUACCCCCAAAGGAGAAGCAUACCAGAGGAGUAUCUCCUUCUUGGGAAUGGAAACAAUGGGGUGAAAAGAUACGGGGACUACGCCAAAGGGAAUUACAACCGAGGAAGCUACAUCCCCGGUGUGGACAAUGACGUGUGCAGAGAAUCCUUCCUGACGGAGAGCGACUACCAUGCCACCGGGAGAAGCUCGGCCUACCGCCCCUCUGGCACACGCACAGGCAUGCACAGCGGAAUGCACAAUGAAGACGUGAGGGAACUUAACAUGAUACACGAGCUCAUAUUCAAAAUUGACGAAACGAUCGACCUGAAGAGCAACCAAAGCAUCUACAUGCUGAAAAGAGACCUGGAAAAAAUACAAAGCACCUGCUUAAAAAGACUUUCCGACAACGAACAAGUUGUGAAGCAAAACAGGUCCCUUCGAAUUCAAAACAUAAAGUUUUAUUUCUUCAAAUAUAUGGCCAUCUUUUUUGGCUUUAUCAUUUCGCUACUUAGAUACGAUCUGCUAGUGUACUUCAAUUUUAUCAAGCCAGAAUUGCUCUUCAGCAUUUUUUCAAAAUAUUUUCUCUUCCUCUCGUCCUACAAUAAAAAUUCCCUCUUCAUUGCCGUGAACGUUUUGUUGGUCGUUGCUUAUUUAGGGCUAUACGUCAGGUACAGUCGGCGUAAUUACUUCAAGUCGCUUGGAAAAAGUGACCUGAACAAGCUCAAGAUAAUUAUGCUCUUCACGCAAAUCAUCUUUGACGAGAUUAACCAGCUGCACUUGAGGCUCAUCGGCGGGCGCGAACGGGACGACCCAGUCCAACCCAACGCACCAAGCAUGCCGAGUGAGUCAAAUGGACCUAGCGACAGGGAAGACGGCGACUACGGCUGGUACGGCGGAUACAGUAACUAUCGACAGUCCCGUCAUUCCCCCCAUACCCGCAGGUGA
Molecule: messenger RNA, 3792 nt
Organism: Plasmodium coatneyi
Lineage: Eukaryota; Apicomplexa; Aconoidasida; Haemosporida; Plasmodiidae
Exons: 1
Coding region: 1-3792 (1263 amino acids)
Source: RefSeq, a predicted model, not a curated record